CGCUCCGCCCCGUCUCUCCGCCCGGCCUAAAACCCCCCACCGCUGCCUCUCCGCCCGCUCCCCACUAUGUUCCUCGCCGAUCGCCGUGGGCCGUGCCGCCGCCGCGAUGGUGAUGCUAUCGGGCAUCGGGAGCAGGAAGCCGCCUCCCUUCCUCUCGUCCUCCUCCUCGUCGUACUCCAAGCGCUCCCGCGCCGCCCGGCGCCUGCCGUCCCUGCCCAGGCCGCCUGUCGCGCCGCCAGCGCCACACCCCGCCGCGAGGUGGAGGAGGAGGAAGGCGCCCGCCCGGCUGUGGAUGAGGAUGGAUCGGUGGGGCAGGUGCGAGGUGUUCAUGAGCGACAGGGCCUUCGUCGCGGAACGCUCCGGGGUGCACGCGCGCGACCUCCGCGUCGUCGGGCCCCUUCUCUCCCGCUGUCCCAGCAUCCUCGCUCGAGAGAAGGCCAUGGUAAUCAAUCUGGAGUUCAUAAGAGCUAUUGUAACCGCUGAUGAAGUCCUGCUGCUGGAACCUCUUGCUCAGGAGGUUAUUCCUUUCAUCGAUAAAUUGAGGCGGCAUUUUCCAUUGAAGAGCGUGGAGGUUGACGUUGGUGCCACACAAGUGGGUAAUGUGGAUGGCAAGCAUGCUAAAACUGGUGCAGAGUGUGGGCUCCCCUUUGAGUUUCAGGUGCUGGAGCUCGCCCUAGAAGCUGUAUGCUUAUCAUUUCACUCCAGCCUAUCUGAUCUUAAUAAGCAUGCAAUUUUUGUGCUGGAUGAGUUGACUGAGAACGUGAGCACUAGGAAUCUCGAGCGUGUUCGAAGCCUGAAAAGAAAUCUAACCUCUCUGCUCGCUGGUGUGCACAAGGUCAGAGAUGAAGUAGAGCAUCUUUUGGAUCAUAAUGAAAAUAGGGCACAACUGCACCUAUCAAGGAAGCAAAUAAAAAGUCCGCAGGAUGAAGCUCUACUGGUCUCUUCUGCUUUAAAUUGCAAUUUUCCUUCAAAAACAAACCUGGAUAUACGAAAUUCUGUUAUUAACCAAGGCACGGGCAUUGCUGUGGUUGCGCCAUUGGACGACACUGUAGGAGACCUAGAGAUGUUACUUGAAUCUUAUUUCAUGCAGCUGGAUGGAAUUCGCAACAGAAUUACGAUGGUCCGAGGAUAUAUCGUUGACACAGAAGACUACAUCAACAUCCAACUUGACAACCUACGCAAUGGACUUAUUCAGCUCCAUCUCAUACUGAUUAUUGUAUCCUUUGGCAUAUCCACCAACACGUUGAUAGCUGCAUCGUUUGCCAUCAACAUGCCUAACAAUGGGGACUAUAAGAAGUUUGUAGGUGACUUUUGGCAAUUUGUUGGGGGCACAUCAUCUUUCUGCUUGCUGGUCAUCGUUGUUUUGUUGGGGUAUGCAUGGAGGAACAGGCUACUCGGCAGUUGAGGUCAGCGUUAGAUAAAUCUACAAUGGCUGUCUUUGCAAUGCCUCAUGACUUGGAGGAAACUUGCCUGGUAUAAUAUGGGUACACCCUAGUUGAGUAGGGGGAAGUCCCGCCUGGUCCAUCUGUAUAUCAUUGCUUUCCAGUCAAACUUUUGUUUUUUAAAGAUCUCCAGUCAAACUUUUGAAGUUUGCAUUUGGUAUUUAUCAUGCAAUGCAUGACAUGUAUGUAUACCAACCACUAUCUACCAUGUUAUAACAUUGAGAGACGCAACAAAAUUUUCUGUCAUUUACACACUAGAACUCGACUGUCUGAUUCUUUAGAAUGGUGACAUGAAAAAAAUUGGUCAUUAGCAGUAUUUUGCUUGCUGCUUUUAGGAUUA
This is a messenger RNA of Sorghum bicolor (sorghum), 1782 nucleotides long. Its product is annotated as putative magnesium transporter MRS2-H. The transcript is spliced from 4 exons. The coding region runs from base 107 to 1405 and encodes 432 amino acids. Lineage: Eukaryota; Viridiplantae; Streptophyta; Magnoliopsida; Poales; Poaceae. Gene Ontology annotation, molecular function: magnesium ion transmembrane transporter activity. Gene Ontology annotation, biological process: magnesium ion transport. The record is from RefSeq and is a predicted model, not a curated record.